AGCCAAUCGGCGGCUGCAGAGUCCCCGGAGCCGCGAGCUGGGAGCGGUGUGCUGGGAGCCGGGAGCUGAGCGCGCCGGGCUGGGGCCGGGGCCGGAGCGGAGCGGAGAGGGAGCGCGCCCGCCCCAGCCCCGAGUCCCGCCGCCUUCCCUCCCGCCGCAGCGCGGGCCCAGCGGCCGCCGCCCCAGCCAUGGAGCAAGACAACAGCCCCCGAAAAAUCCAGUUCACGGUCCCGCUGCUGGAGCCGCACCUUGACCCCGAGGCGGCGGAGCAGAUUCGGAGGCGCCGCCCCACCCCUGCCACCCUCGUGCUGACCAGUGACCAGUCAUCCCCAGAGAUAGAUGAAGACCGGAUCCCCAACCCACAUCUCAAGUCCACUUUGGCAAUGUCUCCACGGCAACGGAAGAAGAUGACAAGGAUCACACCCACAAUGAAAGAGCUCCAGAUGAUGGUUGAACAUCACCUGGGGCAACAGCAGCAAGGAGAGGAGCCUGAGGGGGCCGCUGAGAGCACAGGAACCCAGGAGUCCCGCCCACCUGGGAUCCCAGACACAGAAGUGGAGUCAAGGCUGGGCACCUCUGGGACAGCAAAAAAGCCUGCAGAAUCCAUCCCUAAAACUCAGCAGAGAGGCAGUAAGGAACCCAGCACAAAGGAACCCUCAACCCAUAUACCACCAUUGGAUUCCAAGGGAGCCAACUCGGUCUGAGAGAGGAGGAGAUAUCUUGGGAUCAAGACUGCAGUUGGGGAAUGCACGGACACCGGAUUUGUUUCUUACUCCUUCACUUUUGGGGAAAAUCUCUUGUUUUUAAAAAGUGAUAAAUUUGGUGUUAGGUCCUUGGCACUUUCCUUCUUUCCCAACUUGGAGAAUCCUUUCUCCCUGCCUUCUUGCCCUGCCCUCUCUGCAGCCCCCACCCUCCUGCCAAGCUGCCUCUGGGAAGGAAGAAACAGAGGAGCUAGGCAGAAGCCUCGAGCAGGGAAGAGUUCUUCCCCUAGCCCUGACUUUACUUGCUGUGGGAAGAGAGAUGAGGGUCAGAUAGGUGGGAGGACUAACUUCCAGGCUGCCAAGAAGGAAGAAAAGCCCCAGGUUCUCUUUUCUUAUUGAGGAACGAUCUGACCACCUCACAGGCCUGCCCUGCAGCUGGAACACUCGGCGCUCUAAGGCCUGUGCCGUGUCCAGUUGUGACUGUGCGGUGGGCUCCAUCUGCUGGACAAAAGGGGAACUGCACCAUGGCACUUGGCCCAUGGGAUAGAGGGUGUGGUGGUGUACGGAUACCUCCUCACCCGCCCUCCAAGCCUCAGCUGCCUUCCUUUUGGAUUCCCAAGCUUCAGGAUGUGUUCCCUCUUCCAGCUGUGGGACCGCUGUCCGUUAUUCAACCCGUUAGCAACAAUGGAUAGAGAACACAGUGGCUAUUAAUGAAGAGGCCCAUGCUGGAGACUGGAAGGGUUCCCUUGUCCUAGACACUGAGGACAGAUAAGACAAAAACCAAGCAUACGAGAAGAAACUGUCUCAGAUCUCACGGCCAGGCCUCUCUCCUGCUGCUGUUUUUGAUUUUCCUAGGUAGUGGGAGAGAGGAAAGGAGGGAAGGCAAGAUUCUUUCCCCCUCCCUGCUGAAGCAUGUGGUACAGAGGAAAGAGCAGAGCCUGAGAAGCGUCAGGUCCCACUUCUGCCAUGCAGCUACUGUGAGCCCUCGGGGCCUCCUCCUGGGCCUCAGCUUGCCCAGAUACAUACCUAAAUGUGUGUGUAUAUAUAUAUAUAAAAGGGAGAACACCUCACCCAGAUUUUGUCCCGCUGGAAAGAGUGUAUGUAUGUGAAGAUGCUUGGUCAACUUGCACCCAGUGAACACAC
Messenger RNA from Chlorocebus sabaeus (green monkey), 1844 nucleotides. It is a transcript of the gene PPP1R1A, whose product is annotated as protein phosphatase 1 regulatory inhibitor subunit 1A. Gene Ontology annotation, molecular function: protein phosphatase inhibitor activity. Gene Ontology annotation, biological process: intracellular signal transduction. Lineage: Eukaryota; Metazoa; Chordata; Mammalia; Primates; Cercopithecidae. Gene Ontology annotation, cellular component: cytoplasm. The record is from RefSeq and is a predicted model, not a curated record.